GUAUAGCGUAUUGUGCACAUAUGCACGUAUUGCACAGAUUCAGAUCGUAUGCUUGUUGCCGUUACCGUUUUGGAGCAAUGUCAACUGAAAGUGCGAGGACUAAUUUAGAGCUCCACUACCAUGGCUUUCCCUGUUGUGCUAAUGCGUAACACCAGUAGCACUGUUAGGGGUUAUUUAUGCAGAUGCUUCUCUCGAUCGCCUGGUGUAUUCCAGGGGGCAGUUGAUUAUGGCACUGUGGAGGUGGCCGAGGCCCGGGCAUUCAUGGAGAGGUGUAUGGUUGCUACAGGGGUUACCUCCGCCCAUGCCUCGGUCCUAGCUGAAGUCCUGGCCUGCGCUGACCACAGAGGGCACUAUAGUCAUGGGAUGAACCGCUUAGAAAUGUAUGUAAAGGAUAUAAAGAGUGGUAUCACGGAGAAGGAGGGAGAGCCUAGCAUCUUAAAGGAGUUGGCCGGUACUGCCUGGGUUGAUGGAAAUAACUUACUAGGUCCGGUCGUGGGGAAGUUCUGCAUGGAUCUUGCCAUAAAGAAGGCAAAAGACGCUGGCAUUGGAUGGGUGGUAGCAAAAGGAUCCAACCAUUACGGUAUAGCAGGAUGGUACACCUUGAGAGCCAUAGAGGCAGGGAUGAUCGGCCUGAGCACCACCAACACCUCACCGCUUGUGGUGCCUACCAGAGCACGAGAGCCAAUGUUUGGAACCAACCCUAUAUCUUGCGGUGCACCGGCCCAGAAUGAUGAUAGUUACGUACUGGAUAUGGCCACUUCCACUGUCGCAUUGGGGAAGAUAGAAUUGAAUGCAGUGAAGAAGAUUCCCAUCCCUAAUGGCUGGGGAUGUGACGCAUCCGGUGUGCAAUCUAAUGACCCUAAAGCUGUUUUAACAGGAGGAGGUUUGUUGCCUCUAGGAGGGUCAGAGAUAGCAGGAGGAUAUAAGGGCUAUGGUCUUGCUAUGAUGGUGGAGGUCCUGAGUGGGGUCUUGGGCGGGGGUGCGUUUGGACCCAACGUCAGAAAAUGGAAGACCAGUGACACAGUAGCAAACCUGGGCCAGAUAUUUGUAGCAAUUAACCCAGAGGCCUUUGCGCCAGGCUUCGAAGGAAGAAUGAGCUCACUCAUGGGGAUGUGUCGAAGUGCUGAACCAGCAGAGGGAGAAACAGAGGUGCUUGUUGCUGGGGACAAAGCGAGGAAGAAUAUUGCAAAGGUUGAGAAAGAUGAAGGGCUGAGAUACCACAACAAUCUACUCAAGAAUAUGGAUGAUUUAGCGACGAGCCUGGGAGUGGAAGCCAUCAAGCAGAAAUAGACGUCUAAAACAUCUUAGUUUUGUCAUGAUAUUGCCAACAAAUUUGCAAUAUUAAACUCAACCCCUUUAAUAUGCAAUUCAAUGAAAUUUAUUUUCAAGUGGAACAAAAAGUGUGGUCUUUAUAGGCAGGUAGUCUUCUAAUACAGGUGGUUGAAGCCCAAAAAUGUGUCCAAGUAAAUAAGAAUUAGUGAUAUGAAAAACUAUUAUUCUUGAUAUCAUUGAGGAACAUGGAUGCAGCACAGGUAUGCCAAUAUUCAAACUUGAAAAUAUGAAUUUUUGUUUAGCCUUGGUUUCCACCAGAAGUCGAUGUGCUAUUUCUUGCACAAAUGAAUUUGUGUGUGGUUUUUCUUUUGAAAAAUCGCGAUAAAAUUUCCUACCGGCAGUCUAAUAUUUUACCGUAGUUGUCCAUUUUGUUCAUGUGUCAGCACUGUACGUUUUAAUUUUCCAUCAAAUCAUGGCUAUGUUCCUUUCAAAGAUGAUACAUUGUUUUAUGAGAUUUUUAUCAGAUUGUAUAUUGGCCUUAAUAACAGAAUCCUGUUGUAUGGCCUUAUAAUUAUGUUUUGUCAAUCAAAGUUUGAAGUAUUCAAUUUGUUUCCAUAUCACAUUCUGCUCAUUGUUUUGAAAAUACAAAGUAUCUUUGUGAAAACUCAGGCCUUUUUACGCAUCAAGAAAAUACAAGUAUAACUGUGUUUCAAAAUCCUUUGUCGUUAAGGUACUAUUAAAUAUUUGUUGUAAAUGAAAGCUAUUGAAUAGCGUAUUAAUCUAUCUUAAACUGCCCGAAAAUGCAUUUUUUGAGAAAUUUGCCUCUUUGGAAUUUCUUAGUUUUAUGGAUGGUUUUGUAAAGAUAGACUUUUCCUCCAAAUUGCUAGUUUUUACCGGAUAUCUGGACAUUACAAACACCCAUUUUUUUUUUAUCAAACAUGUAGACGAACAAUAUUAAAUAAUACCUUUCUUAGAGGGCUUUUUCAGGCAUCGUACAGCAGGCAUAUUUCUAUAUCCAACAUUCUGUUCAAUAACAUGUAAUUUUGGCAAUCAGGGGUAAUUUGGUGAUCGUGAAAAUUUGUAAAGAAUGCCAUAUACAUUUAUAAUGUAUAUAUUAUGAUAUACUUUGCUGUGUUUUGAGAUUUUGUGGUAUAAAAUCAUGUCAUAUGUAUACCAUUUUAAUGCGUGUGUUUAAUUCAAAAUGUAUGUAUUAUCAUGUUUGGGAUAUCAUCGGUCACAAAGUGACUAUAUAUAGUGAUUUUCAUGUAUAGAAUACAUGUAGAUCAAAAGUUUAACAAGAGUUUAAAGAUACCAACACUGAAAUUUUAUAAACAUUAUAUUGAUAAUACAACACUGUAUGUUGCCCAUAAAGUUAGAAUAAUUUUUUCUUACAUUUUUCAUGAAAUGAUGACAAUACGAUAUCUUCAUGAUAGUUCUGAGAAGAUAUCAACUUUAUUCAUCCAGAAGAAGUUCUUUCCUCACAUUCACUUUUCAAAAAAGAGGUUAGUAAAAUUAUUCAAAUUUUAUGGGUGCCAGUCUAGAUACUUAUGAAAUAGAGAAAUUAUAUUUAAAUGUAUGUGAUAUAUUGAAUAACGCAUUUAUGUUCACACUGAUGACAUAUAGAUGAAUUUACAUUUCAUAGAAAAACUGUGAAAAGAAUAUAAAACUUGCCGUUAUCAUUUCGUUUAAAUGAGUCAUGACGCACAAGACAGUACUUGUGAGUUGGGAAAUGGACGAUUCUGUUAUGAUUAUUUCAUAAUUUGGAGUAAUUUUGGGCUGUAGUUUUGUGCAUUUGUACACUACAACAGUGUCUUUUAAAAAAUUUCUUUAUAUAUAACUGGAAAUUGAGCUAAACCGUUUUGAAUUGUAUGCUUUGGGUCUUGUUAAGAAAUUAAUCAAAUAAAUGAUUGCUAAUAUAAACAGAUUUUAAUAUUAAA
Molecule: messenger RNA, 3209 nt
Organism: Strongylocentrotus purpuratus (purple sea urchin)
Lineage: Eukaryota; Metazoa; Echinodermata; Echinoidea; Camarodonta; Strongylocentrotidae
Exons: 13
Coding region: 121-1290 (389 amino acids)
Molecular function (GO): oxidoreductase activity
Source: RefSeq, a predicted model, not a curated record